CUGUUCCCAACCCAACCCCAACCCACACCCACACCCAGAGAGCGACACCAUGGCAGCGCCGCCGCCGCCAAGCCGCCCCGACUCGCCGGCGGCGCUCCCGUACGAUCUCGUCGAAGAAAUCCUCCUCCGCCUCCCACCCGACGACCCAGCCUGCCUCCUCCGCGCCUCCUUCGCCUGCAAGACCUGGAGCCACACCGUCUCCAGCCCCCACUUCCGCCGCCGCUUCAUCGGGCUGCAUCGGCAUCGGGCGCUCCCCUUGCUCGGUUUCCUCCACAACUGGGAGGACGAGCGCGUCCCCCGCUUCCUCUCCACCACCGCCUCGUCCUUCUCCCUCCCCGCCCCAGGCCUCACCUCCUGGCUCGCCCUCGACUGCCGCCACGGCCGCGCCCUCUUCCUCUCCAACUCCAAGGUCUCCGGUGCUCAGCAGCUCCUCGUGUGGGAUCUAAGAACGGGCAUCGAGCGGCGCGUGCCGGUGCCCCCGCUGUUCAAGGACGGCUACAGGUACCGGACCGCCUCCGUGUUCUGCCCAGCGGACGGAUGCGACCACCGCGACUGCCGCGGGGAUCCCUUCCGCGUCGUCUUCGUCUUCACCGUUCCCAUCUACCACCAGUUGCGGUGUCCCGGUCUCACGCUGGCGUGCGUCUAUUCGUCAGAGACUCGCGCAUGGGGUGAACUGACGACCCAGAUGUACCACCGGUCCUGCUUGAUCUUCACAUCUCAUUCCAGCGUGCUCGUUGGGGGCUCUCUGCUCUACUUCAUGUCCGACAGUGGGUGGAUCCUAGAGUAUGACUUGGCCAGCCACGACCUCACUGGGUUCAACCCGCCACACGACGGCCCCGAGCAGACAUUUAACAUCAUGGUGUCGGCAGAUGGUGGAAUAGGAGUCAGCGAAGCUUUUGGUUCGCAACUCAAAUUAUGGUCAAGGGAGGAGAGUGACGGCAUUGAUUCACAAUGGGUCUUAUGGGUCUUGAGCCGGGUCAUCCACUUGGAAAAUUUGCUCCCUGAUGCUGCUCUCGUGGAUGCAGAGACUAGAGUGACUGUGUUGGGAUUUGCCGAGGGAGUGAAUGUCAUUUUCGUUAACUCCGUUGCUGGCCUCUUCACAAUCGAGCUACAGUCGGAGUGGGUGAAGAAGGUGUGCGAUGAUCGUGGCUUCUGUAAUUUGAUUCCAGUUGUCAGCUUCUACACUCCUGUGGACCGUGGCGAAUGUCAGGAUCUGCUGCCGCCGAUCCCUAGUGAGGAGGUAGGUGAUGAGGAGGGGGAAGAGGAGGAGAAAACAGUAGAUGAGGCACAGCAGCUGCUUGACAAGGAGGGGGGCUUUGUUAACACCUUUGAAUGUGUCAACCAUGACCUCAAUAUCAGGAGUGCUUCAAGUGAAGAAUCGGUGACGGCCACAUCCAACGAAGAUUAUGAUGCUGAGGAGUCAAAGACCUCUGCUAGCAAUGGUGAGGAUGCUGCCCCAUCUUCGGACAAAGGUGAUUCUGAAGAAGUGCUAUGCUGAUCCUGGAUGUUUCGUCAGUCAUCGGCGCCUUGAGUUGAAUCUUUUUCUUCUCUGCAGUUGGGGAACAUGAGUAUUAGUUAUCUGUCUUUUUUCAUGGCCUGCUCAUGGAUUCAGCAGGCAGUUUAUGUACCUUAGUUUAUCAGGGCCAGAACUUUGACAAGAAUCAAGGCGCCAAAAGCAGAGGCUUUGGCCUUUGGAGAAGUGAAUGCUGCUGAAGGCAUGGUCUCAAGAUAGGGUUGCAACUGGAAUUCUGAUGCAAAGCCGCACUGGUAAAAUGGUACGUAUUUGCCAUUGGGUAAACCUAAAAGUUGAUGUGCGACCGGAACGAUUCAGGGUCUGUUUGUGGUAAGCGAGUGAUCAUUCAUUUGAGUAACAACAACGCUUGGUUUUUUGCUACUAUGUCUGAAAAAAUGAAAAACGUUUGAAAGUGUUUC
Molecule: messenger RNA, 1932 nt
Organism: Hordeum vulgare subsp. vulgare (domesticated barley)
Lineage: Eukaryota; Viridiplantae; Streptophyta; Magnoliopsida; Poales; Poaceae
Exons: 3
Coding region: 50-1498 (482 amino acids)
Molecular function (GO): protein binding
Source: RefSeq, a predicted model, not a curated record